Molecule: messenger RNA, 315 nt
Organism: Protopolystoma xenopodis
Lineage: Eukaryota; Metazoa; Platyhelminthes; Monogenea; Polystomatidea; Polystomatidae
Source: the annotation of a GenBank genome assembly
AUGAUUGACUACGACUUCCGUGAGAUUUACACUCCUCUCAUGGUAUUUAAUAUUGUGUCCGUCUUGGGUCUGAUAUUCAUAGCUGUCUGCUUUAAUCUAGCGGACUGGCUCGGCACGUCUCAUCCUUUCCGGGAGAUAUUUAAAGAUUGUCCUAAUUACGACGAGCUCGACUACCCGAUUCUGGUUGGCAGUACAAUCACCAUCAAACUAAGCAGACUGCUCGAGCUUGUCGUCUCUAGAGCGCUGGAAACUAAACGAACAACAACUUCAAAGUCGAAAACUUGCGCAGGUGCUCUCGGCCUGCAGGCCUGCUGA